Molecule: messenger RNA, 183 nt
Organism: Cylicostephanus goldi
Lineage: Eukaryota; Metazoa; Nematoda; Chromadorea; Rhabditida; Strongylidae
Source: the annotation of a GenBank genome assembly
AUGCUGCAUCAGCGCAACGACCUGGUGAACAAGUUCAAGACUACCCUGGAGCAAAUGCUUACAGAUGAGUACAAAGUCGUUAUUCGCGCUGACAAGCGACCUGCUGGUCAGCAUGAACGACGCUUCAACGCUCCAUUUGUAAGCGAGAUGGCGGUGGUUUUGGCUAUCGAGGGCGACUGCGAC